AUGGGCGACCACGGCCCGGACAUGAACACGCUGGAAACUGAUUAUGUUGUGCUCAUUUCAGUUGUGCCGGCAGUGUUGGGGCUGACGGCGGCCGCUAUAUUGGCCGUGACGGCAUGCUUCUGUGCCCGUCGCUUCCGUCGGCAGAACAAGAAGGCGGGCCACGAAGCUUCAUCGCUACCGUUCCAGCCACCGCGGCCACCGAAAGCGGUCCGCUCGCCGAGCGGUCAACCACCACAGUAUCUGAAGAAGUCUCCGUCACCGACAAGCAUAAAGCCACUGCCGGGCCAUCUGCCGGCCCAGUCGCCGACCGAGCAGGCGACGGUGGCGGCAACAACGACCACCAACACCAGCAUUGUACCGCCGACCAAGUACACCGAGGAGAACGAGCUGAUACCGAAGAAUGCGCAAUUGGAACCAAAGUCCCCGGACGUGUCGGAACUGGGCGAUCCGAUGAGCGAGAAUGGCGAAGGGAUUGAGCACGGCAAGCUCGGUACCAUUGUGUUCAAGCUUCGCUUUCUGGCCGAUCGAAGUGCGCUAGUGGUGUCGGUGGUGCGGUGCCGUGGACUGCCAGGCAAGAACCAUGGCACGGCGGUCGCCGAACUGAGCGCGAUGGCGGGCGGUACACUGUGCAAUGGAACCGUCAACGGAAAGCAGUCGGCUACCGAUCCGUACGUGAAAUUGCAACUGUUGCCGGACAAGCAGCACAAGGUGAAAACUAGAGUUUUACGCAACACCCGCAACCCGGUGUACGACGAGGACUUUACCUUCUACGGAUUAACGCUGAACGAGCUGACCGGUAUGUCGUUGCAUUUCGUGGUGCUAAGCUUCGAUCGGUACAGCCGGGACGAUGUGAUCGGGGAGGUUGUGUGCCCGCUCAGCGGCAUAGAUCUGCAGCAGAUCGAGAACCAGCAGGUCGCGCUGAGUCGCGAGAUCCAACCGCGCAGCCUGAAGAUACGGGCCCAAGGGCGUGGCGAGCUGCUGAUCUCACUUUGCUGGCAACCGGCCGCCGCACGAUUGACCGUGGUUUUGCUGAAGGCACGCAACCUUCCCCGCAUGGACGUGACCGGGUUGGCGGAUCCGUACGUGAAGAUCUACCUGCUGUACAAUGGGCAACGCAUCGCCAAGAAGAAGACGCACGUUAAGAAGCGCACCCUGAGCCCGGUGUUUAACGAAAGCUUCGCGUUUGACAUACCGACCACCGAAGGUGCCGGUGCCACGCUGGACGGUGUAUCGCUCGAGCUGAUGCUGCUGGACUGGGACAGGGUGACGAAGAAUGAGGUGAUUGGACGCCUGGAGCUGGGUGGACCACGUAGCAAUGGAUCGGCUCUGAACCACUGGAAGGAGGUGUGCAACUCACCGCGUCGUCAAAUUGCCGAUUGGCACAAGCUGCGCGAAUAA
Molecule: messenger RNA, 1398 nt
Organism: Anopheles marshallii
Lineage: Eukaryota; Metazoa; Arthropoda; Insecta; Diptera; Culicidae
Gene: Syt4
Product: synaptotagmin-4
Exons: 3
Coding region: 1-1398 (465 amino acids)
Biological process (GO): cellular response to calcium ion; calcium-ion regulated exocytosis; vesicle fusion
Cellular component (GO): axon; synapse; membrane
Molecular function (GO): calcium-dependent phospholipid binding; phosphatidylserine binding; clathrin binding
Source: RefSeq, a predicted model, not a curated record